CAGAUUGUUUCCGGUGCAGUACAGUGCGGUUGCUUUUGCUCUGCAUAUUAUUGCUGCCCUCGUCGAGGAUUGGUGAUCACAAAUCAUACAAAGUCUACGGUCUACCUAGGCCAAGUACCGCCUGCUCCAACUUACUACCAGCCAACCGAUCAACCUACGUAAUCCGUCCACCAAGCUGUGCGUCCUCGGCCCAAUCCUCUGCAACUCGGGACAACAUCCUCUGGUCCUCAAUUCUAUUAUCCAGCUGCUUUUGCAAAAAUCAUAAGAUACGAUCCCACCCAGAAUCAUAAUGGCGGAUGUGGAGAUGAAAGAAGCGACCACGCCUGGCGCCUCUAAGGCGAAGGCUACGCCUAAGGCCACAGAUGCCUCCAGUGAUGGCAAGAAAAAGUUCGAGGUUAAGAAGUGGAACGCUGUGGCUUUGUGGGCUUGGGACAUUGUUGUCGACAACUGUGCGAUUUGCCGUAACCAUAUCAUGGAUCUAUGCAUCGAAUGUCAGGCAAACCAAGGAUCCUCUACAACGGAAGAGUGUACAGUAGCCUGGGGCAUUUGUAAUCACGCCUUCCAUUUUCACUGUAUUUCACGGUGGCUAAAAACUCGCCAAGUCUGUCCUUUGGACAAUAGAGACUGGGAAUUUCAAAAAUAUGGUCGGUAGAUUCGUGUCUGCUACGAUUGGGUCUAGACAGCAGGCUGGCCAUGGCCUCACUCGUGCAUCCUCUAGACGAGUAUGAUCGGAUUCGGAGGAAUAGGGUGGCGUUUGCGGGUAUCAUUCGCACUUUCAGUAGAGGCUUUCUGAAUUCACUUAUAAUAGGCUUCUCUUGAAGAACUGCGGGCAAGCCGUGAUCAGUUCCGGCUAUCAGUAUGACUUGUAAAGCCCACGGC
Messenger RNA from Aspergillus saccharolyticus JOP 1030-1, 879 nucleotides. Its product is annotated as SCF ubiquitin ligase complex subunit HRT1. Gene Ontology annotation, molecular function: ubiquitin protein ligase activity; zinc ion binding; cullin family protein binding. The record is from RefSeq and is a predicted model, not a curated record. Gene Ontology annotation, cellular component: cullin-RING ubiquitin ligase complex; nucleus. The transcript is spliced from 5 exons. Gene Ontology annotation, biological process: protein ubiquitination; ubiquitin-dependent protein catabolic process. Lineage: Eukaryota; Fungi; Ascomycota; Eurotiomycetes; Eurotiales; Aspergillaceae. Bases 290 to 652 code for a protein of 120 amino acids.